This is a messenger RNA of Balaenoptera acutorostrata (minke whale), 2594 nucleotides long. RefSeq names its product LDL receptor related protein 3 (gene LRP3). Gene Ontology annotation, molecular function: protein binding. The record is from RefSeq and is a predicted model, not a curated record. Gene Ontology annotation, cellular component: plasma membrane. Lineage: Eukaryota; Metazoa; Chordata; Mammalia; Artiodactyla; Balaenopteridae.
GCAGGGGUCCUCCCUGGCGGCCGCCGCUGAGCCCCCGCGGGGCCCGUGACGCCGCGGCCGAUGUGGCCCCGCGCGCGCUGCGGGCCUGCACCGCCGCCUCACAAAGUCGCCGCCGGAGCCGCCGCCCGCACCCGGGCCGCAGCCGCCGCGGGAGCCCGAGCCCGAGCCCGAGCCCGAGCCGGAGCCGCAGGCGCGGGGCAGGAGGCGGCGUCCGCGGGCGGCCGCCCGGCCCCGGCAUGGAGAAGCGGGCUGCCGCGGGGCCGGAGGGGGCGCCGGGCGCCCGGGCACAACUCGCCGUCGUCUGCCUGGUGAACAUUGUUCUCACUGGGCGGCUCAGCAGCGCCGUUCCUGCCUUAGCCGCCUGCAGCGGGAAACUGGAGCAGCACACGGAACGACGCGGUGUCAUCUACAGCCCAGCCUGGCCCCUCAACUACCCACCGGGCACCAACUGCAGCUGGUACAUCCAGGGUGACCGUGGGGACAUGAUCACCAUCAGCUUCCGCAACUUUGACGUGGAGGAGUCCCACCAGUGCUCCCUGGACUGGCUCAUGCUGGGCCCAGCGGCCCCGCCCCGCCAGGAGGCCUUCCGGCUCUGUGGCUGCAUCCCGCCCGCCUUCAUCUCUGCGGACCACGUUUGGAUCUUCUUCCACUCGGACGCCUCCAGCUCCGGCCAGGCCCAGGGCUUCCGUCUCUCAUACAUCCGAGGGAAGCUGGGCCAGGCAUCCUGCCAGGCUGACGAGUUCCGCUGUGACAACGGCAAGUGCUUGCCGGGCCCGUGGCAGUGCAACACUGUGGAUGAGUGUGGCGACGGCUCUGAUGAGGGCAACUGCUCGGCGCCCGCCUCCGAGCCGCCGGGCAGCCUGUGCCCCGGGGGCACCUUCCCCUGCAGCGGGGCGCGCUCCACGCGCUGCCUGCCUGCCGAGCGGCGCUGCGACGGCACUCAGGACUGCGGCGAUGGCUCCGACGAGGCUGGCUGCCCUGACCUGGCCUGCGGCCGGCGCCUGGGCAGCUUCUACGGCUCCUUCGCCUCCCCAGACCUGUUUGGUGCGGCCCGCGGGCCCUCGGACCUUCACUGCACGUGGCUGGUGGACACGCAGGACCCACGGCGCGUGCUGCUGCAGCUGGAACUGCGGCUGGGCUACGACGACUACGUGCAGGUAUACGAGGGCCUGGGCGAGCGCGGGGACCGCCUGCUGCAGACGCUCUCCUACCGCAGCAAUCACCGCCCUGAGCCUCGAGGCCACCCAGGCCGCCUCACCGUGGCCUACCACGCCCGUGCCCGCAGCGCCGGCCACGGCUUCAACGCCACCUACCAGGUGAAGGGCUAUUGCCUUCCGUGGGAGCAGCCGUGCGGGAGCAGCCGCGAGGGCGACGUGGAGGACACGGGCGAGCAGGGCUGCUUCUCGGAGCCGCAGCGCUGCGACGGCUGGUGGCACUGCGCCAGCGGCCGGGACGAGCAGGGCUGCCCCGCCUGCCCCCCCGACCAGUACCCCUGUGAGGGUGGCAGCGGCCUCUGUUACACGCCGGCCGACCGCUGCAACAAUCAGAAAAGCUGCCCCGACGGCGCCGACGAGAAGAACUGCUUCUCCUGCCAGCCGGGCACCUUCCACUGUGGCACCAACCUGUGCAUCUUCGAGACGUGGCGCUGUGACGGCCAGGAGGACUGCCAGGACGGCAGCGACGAGCACGGCUGCCUGGCGGCCGUGCCCCGCAAGGUCAUCACCGCCGCGCUCAUCGGCAGCCUGGUCUGCGGCCUGCUACUCGUCAUUGCCCUGGGCUGCGCCUUCAAGCUCUACUCCCUGCGCACGCAGGAGUACAGGGCCUUUGAGACCCAGAUGACACGCCUGGAGGCUGUUGUGCGGCGAGAGGCACCCCCGUCCUACGGGCAGCUCAUCGCACAGGGCCUCAUUCCACCCGUGGAGGACUUUCCCGUCUACAGUGCGUCACAGGCCUCGGUGCUACAGAACCUUCGCACGGCCAUGCGGCGACAGAUGCGCCGGCACGCCUCCCGCCGCGGGCCCUCCCGCCGCCGCCUUGGCCGCCUCUGGAACCGGCUCUUUCACCGGCCGCGGGCACCGCGCGGACAGAUCCCGCUGCUGACGGCUGCGCGCACCUCACAGACGGCUGGUGACGGGCUCCUCCAGCCGGCACCGGGGGCUGGCCUAGACCCCCCGGCACCCCUAACAGACACAGGCAGCCCGGGGGCAGCCGGGGAGGGGCCCCCCGGCGCCCCUAGUCACGCACUGGAGGUGGGGCCUUCUGCGCCGCCCCCCUCGGGCCUGCGGGACCCAGAGGCCAGGCCAGUGCACAAGGACAGAAAGGCCGGCAGGGACCCUCUGGUGGACAACCCAGCCCCUGUGGACAUGCCUCGGGAGUCCUGCUCGGCCCAGGGCCCUCACCCCCCGGCCCCCACUGCCGGCAGCACCCUAGGCCCCCACCCACCAGAGCCUGGUGUCUGCAGGAGCCCCCCGCCACCCUGCUCCCCAACGUUGGAGGCCAGUGACGACGAGGCCCUGCUGGUCUGCUGACCCGCCGGACACGCUGAUGACCGCCACAGCCCCGCUUUGUAACCAGGGAAUACACAGUCGUUUCUA